Messenger RNA from Chelmon rostratus (copperband butterflyfish), 1099 nucleotides. It is a transcript of the gene med18, whose product is annotated as mediator of RNA polymerase II transcription, subunit 18 homolog (yeast). Bases 347 to 976 code for a protein of 209 amino acids. Gene Ontology annotation, cellular component: core mediator complex; mediator complex. Gene Ontology annotation, biological process: regulation of transcription by RNA polymerase II; termination of RNA polymerase II transcription. Gene Ontology annotation, molecular function: transcription coregulator activity. Lineage: Eukaryota; Metazoa; Chordata; Actinopteri; Chaetodontiformes; Chaetodontidae. The record is from RefSeq and is a predicted model, not a curated record. The transcript has 3 exons.
CGUAUCAUACGAGAGGGAGAAAAGAAAGAUGGUGGCUUUGUUACUUUUCUUUUAAUCGGCUGUUUGUUUCCUCAGAUAAAUAUUUGUCAUCCCAUUCAAGUAAGUUACAGUUGACACAAAGCUUACAUUGUGGCUAACUGAUUGUAUCGAACUUAGCUAGCUAGCUAGCUAGCGGUGUGUAGAUUGAACAACCCAGUGAGGCCUACCAGAUCCUCGGUCUUUACUGUGGAGUCUCGACCGAAAACGAACGCACCAACAUUUACCCGGGUUCCCUCAGGAAGUGAACCGCUGCAUUUUGUUGCUCGGGAACUCUCAGAUACAAUAACAACUUAGUUCUCGAGGAAAGAUGGAAGCUCCACCUGUUACAGUGAUGCCUGUCACCGGGGGCACAAUAAAUAUGAUGGAAUACCUGCUGCAAGGCAGUGUGUUAGACCAGGCCCUGGAAAGCCUCUUGCAUCGCCUUCGAGGUCUGUGUGACAACAUGGAACCUGAGACAUUUACAGAUCAUGAACUGGUUUAUCUUCUGAAAAGCCAACAAGGAACCCCUUUCAUUCUUCGUGCCCGGCGCUCCCUCUCUCACCCCACUUCUCCAUGGCACCUACGAUACCUAGGCCAACCUGAGGUGGGCGACAAGAGCCGCCAUGCCAUGGUGCGCAACUGUGUUGAUGUGGCUGCCUCACACAGCCUGCUGGAGUUCCUCAAUGAGAUGGGGUUCCGCAUGGACCAUGAGUUUGUGGCCAACGGGCACAUAUUCCGCAAAGGUGCUAUGAAAGUUGUGGUGAGCAAGCUGUCACGCAUCCUGGUGCCAGGUAACACAGAGAACACAGAGCGUCUGUCGCUUUCAUACCUGGUGGAACUGAGUGUGUUGGCUCCUGCCGGCCAGGACACUGUGUCAGAGGACAUGCGCAGCUUUGCUGAGCAACUCAAACCCCUGGUUCACCUGGAGAAGAUUGACCCCACUAAACAGAGACAUUGAAUGAUAUCAUGUAGACGUCAAGUUAUCUCUGACUACCAUGGACAAAAUAGACCUCCUAUUCUUCUUUUUUUAAAAUGAUAUUUACAUGUUCCCAAAAAUUAAAUACAGUGCAACUUUGACUCA